AGAAAUAUAAAAGCCUGACAUUUGUCCCUAACUACCAUUCACUCACUGAACCGCUGUGGUAUAAUGUUUUAUAUUUGAUACAAUUAGAAAAACAAGGAUUUGACUUAAGUAGCAGGCUUAAUUCAUAUACUUUAGAAAAUAUAUUAUUUCUAUACUAAAAUACCAGCUUUGGACUACAGGUGUUUUGUAGGUCACUCAUUUGAAAUGAAGUGGAUAUUAAUCCUCCUCCUUGGUUGCUUCUUGGCCGAGACUACCUUGGGCUGGACAUAUCAUCGCUCAGAGAGGACAAUGAACUGGACCCAGGCCCGACAGUGGUGCCAGACCAAGUACACAGACAUGGUGGUCAUCCAAAGCCAGAAAGAGAACGACUAUCUGGUCUCCUGGCUGCCAGAGAAAAAAAACGGUCAAUAUUAUUGGAUUGGAAUCACUAAAAACCACAUCAAUGAAACUUGGACCUGGAUCGGGAAUAACAGCACGUGGGUCGGUGAGCAGUCGUGGGCAGAAAACGAGCCCAACAACGACGACAUCACAGAGUUUUGCGUGGAGAUCUACGUGAACAAGGGACAUAACCGAGGGAAGUGGAAUGAUGAGAAAUGUGCCAAGAAAAAAUACGUUGUUUGUUAUGAAGCCCAGUGUAAAGCAACAUCAUGUGACAGAGGGAGAUGCCAGGAGACCAUAAAUAACAUAACCUGCCUCUAUGAACCUGGCUUUGAGGGAGACCAGUGCCAAAAAGCUGUGGAAUGCCCCCCUCUGUCUCCCCCUGAUAACGGAUACCAUAGCUGCCCGGGAGGAAACCUGACAUCUAACACAACCUGUCGAUUCAAAUGCAACCUUGGCUUCCUGAUAACAGGCUCGCUGGAUGUUACCUGUGGGGUCACCGGGGUCUGGAGCGGCCCCAGACCUUAUUGUGCAAGCUAUAAAGAGGCUCUGUUGGCUGUAGCUGGGUGUGGCGCCGCCUCGGCCCUCGGCUGCAUCUGUCUUUGCUGGAUGAAGCGCAGAAAAAGAAAGAAACUUGCCCAAGGAAGGCAUCUUGAAGAAUCGACAAGUCCAUCCACUGAGGAACAGGGAUGAAGGACAACUGGGACCUCAUUUAUGUCUUAUUAAAAUAUAUAUAUAUAAUGACCCAAAUGCAGUUACUCAUAUUCAUUUUAGUACACUGUUACUGCAUAAACCUAAACAGUCACUGGCUGCAUAGGCUGUACUGUAUGCUAGGAUAAUCAGUUAGCUAAGCGUUUUGUCUUAUAUGGUGUAUGUUAAAGGGGACAUAUCAUGCUCAUUUCUAGGUUCAUGUUUGUAUUUUGGGUUUCUACUAGAACAUGUUUACAUGCUUUAAUGUUCAAAAAACACUUUAUUUUCCUCACACCGUUUGUCUG
Sebastes umbrosus (honeycomb rockfish) is the source of this 1373-nucleotide messenger RNA. Its product is annotated as L-selectin-like. Lineage: Eukaryota; Metazoa; Chordata; Actinopteri; Perciformes; Sebastidae. The record is from RefSeq and is a predicted model, not a curated record. The transcript has 8 exons. Bases 205 to 1071 code for a protein of 288 amino acids.